Messenger RNA from Amborella trichopoda, 1722 nucleotides. It is a transcript of the gene RIP1, whose product is annotated as cobalt ion binding protein. Gene Ontology annotation, biological process: cytidine to uridine editing; mitochondrial mRNA modification. Gene Ontology annotation, cellular component: mitochondrion. The record is from RefSeq and is a predicted model, not a curated record. Lineage: Eukaryota; Viridiplantae; Streptophyta; Magnoliopsida; Amborellales; Amborellaceae.
GUUCCUUUCUCACUAAACCCUCUCUCCCUAUCUCCCUCCACUCUUACCUGGGGUUUUAGGAGAGCAUCCCGGUGCCCCAACAAUGGUAGCGAUGAUACUAGGGCGAACCCUAAUUUUCAGGCCAGCGGCCAUGAGUUUCUCUGCUUCUCCUUUACCUGGUUUCUUCAGGGCCUUUUGGUCAUCUUCACUUUCUGCUUCUGCUACGAAAAGCCAUGGCUCCAGCAUUAUCUCGUUUCUUCGACCUCUCUCAGUUGCUGUACCAGCGAUCAAUGGCCACUUGGUUUCUUCUUCUGGUCUUCGUUGCUUUGCUACAAGGCCUACUACCUCUUCUCUGAAUGACCCGUCCCCCAACUGGAGCAAUAGGCCGCCAAAGGAGACCAUUUUGCUUGAUGGGUGUGACUUUGAGCACUGGCUUGUGGUCAUGGAGCCGCCUGAAGGGGAGCCAACAAGGGAUGAUAUUAUUGAUAGCUAUAUCAAGACUCUUGCUCAGGUGGUUGGAAGCGAAGAGGAAGCUAGGAUGAAGAUCUAUUCUGUUUCAACCCGACACUACUUUGCUUUUGGAUGCCUUGUGUCAGAGGAGCUGUCCUACAAGCUUAAACCUUUGCCGAAGGUUCGAUGGGUUCUUCCUGAUUCAUAUCUGGAUGUCAAGAAUAAGGACUAUGGAGGAGAACCUUUUAUUGAUGGAAAAGCUGUUCCAUAUGAUCCCAAAUACCAUGAGGAAUGGGUUAGGAACAAUGCACGUGCAAAUGAGAGGUCCAGACGCAGUGACAGGCCCCGGAAUUUUGAUAGGUCAAGGAAUUUUGAGCGGAGGAGAGAGAACAUGCAGAACAGAGACAUGCCGCCGAUGCCUAAUCCAGAGUUCCAGAACCGUGGCAGUCAGAAUCCGAUGCCUCCGAGUGAUAUGCCUCAAAGAGAUAUGGGUCCGGGCCCAAACAUGGACUACCAAAACAGAGACAUGCCUAAUAGAGAUUUUCAGAAUAGAAAUUUCCCCAACAGAGAAACGGCUGGAAUGCCAAACACGGGUUUCCAGAACAGGGAUAUACCCAACAGGGACAUGGGGGGCAUGCCUCCUGGCAAUAAUCAGGGGCCUCCUGGCAAUAAUCAGGGGCCUCCAGGCAACUAUCAGGGGCCUCCUGGCAAUCACCAGGGGCCUCCAGGCAACUAUCAGGGGCCUCAUCAGGGGCCUCCGGGCAACUAUCAGGGGCCUCAUCAGGGGCCUCCAGGCAACUAUCAGGGGCCUCCUGGUAAUUAUCAAGGCCCUCCUGGCAACUAUCAAGGGCCUCCGGGUAACUAUCAAGGCAGAGAAAUGCCUGUCAGAGAUAUGCCUCCCAUGCCAAAUAGAAACUAUUAAUGAGGUUUCUCCCUGAUAUUUUGAAGUAUAGGGGACAAAGGUUGCAGUAUUAUGCUGAAGUGUAGGACUUGACAAUUAUAGCUUUUUCGCACUUGCUUUGGAUAUUAUGUACCCCUCGUUGUGGGGAAUAUAGUUGUUAACUGUGACGGUUUGCAGUUGAGUUCUAGGUGCUCAGCCAUGCUGAGCAGUACCUUUUGCUUUCGUUUUCAAACUUUGUGGUCAUUGACUGUUUGAUUAUCAUUUUAUCUGGUCUGUAUAUGUGGUCAGAAUUUUGAUCUUCUCUUUUAAUCUUGUUUGCACCUGAAGGUAAAACGCAUUUCUUGGUUUGCAUAGAAUGGGUCUCAACCACUGAUUGGUGGUUGUUUUUAUCA